Messenger RNA from Humulus lupulus (European hop), 1266 nucleotides. RefSeq lists its product as uncharacterized. The record is from RefSeq and is a predicted model, not a curated record. The transcript has 5 exons. Bases 128 to 1096 code for a protein of 322 amino acids. Lineage: Eukaryota; Viridiplantae; Streptophyta; Magnoliopsida; Rosales; Cannabaceae.
GUUGGAUUGUUUUCUUUCAACAUUUUUAUUCUGCCUUUAUUAUUAUUAUUAUACAUAAGUAAUAAUUGCUUUUACUUUAUUAUAUUCGAAUCGCCAAGAAAAGAGGACUACAACACACGCAGCAGCCAUGGCGACGAGUCUCCUCAGAAUGAAAUCGAGUAUCUUUAACCCGCUUCUAACUCGUUUUCUGAGCACACCACGAAGAUCCAUAGGAACCCUAGCCUUCGACGAGGUCCGAGUUUCAACAGACCAACCCUACCACCGUACUGCUCUGAUUAUCCAUGGCCUUUUGGGAUCUGGCCGAAAUUGGAGAACUUUCUCUCGUAAUCUCCUCUCCACAAUCUCCAAUCCAUCUGCAUGGAGAGCGGUGCUUGUGGAUUUAAGGAACCAUGGGAGAUCAACCGAGGUCGAAGGCCUGGACCCGCCUCAUGAUUUGACUAAUGCAGCUAAGGACUUAGCUGAUUUAGUAGAGUCUCAAGGUUGGGCAUGGCCGGAUGUUGUUGUAGGCCAUUCUAUGGGGGGUAAGGUUGCUUUGCAGUAUGUGGAGAGCUGUGCUCGUGGAGACUAUGGCGAAUCUGCUGUGUUGCCUAAACAGCUGUGGGUACUUGAUUCCUUUCUAGGAGUAAAAGAACCUGAAGAUGAAGAAGAAGUAGAAAAUGUUUUGAAGACCUUGCGGAGUAUACCUCCAACAGUUUCAUCACGAAAGUGGCUUGUAAAUCAUCUUAUUGGACUUGGGUUCUCAAAGUCAUUAUCAGAAUGGAUAGGUUCCAACCUCAAGAAAUCUGGAGAUCACAUGACUUGGGCAUUUAAUCUUGAUGGCGCAGCUGGGAUGCUGCAGUCUUACAGGGAGAAGUCAUAUUGGCCUCUGUUAGAGCACCCUCCAAAAGGUAUGCAGAUAGAUAUUGUGCGUGCUGAGGAAAGUGAUCGCUGGGACCAGGAUACCAUUCAGCGGCUCGAAACCCUUUCAUCUCUAGAAAGAGGUCCAUCUGAGGGAAAGGUCACAGCUCAUCUACUUCCAAGGUCAGGUCACUGGGUUCAUGUGGACAAUCCCAAGGGACUUCUUGAGAUUAUGGCACCCAAAAUUGAUGCUAUAUGAAAUUUCUCUGGUUCGAUUUUCUACUUCAUAUUCCUGGUAUAUUACAAUACAGAAACAUAAUUUGAGUGAAUAUGGAUCUAUAAGAUCUGAUUUGUUCUCACUCUGAUUCAAUUUAUGUGGCAAAACUAUGAAAUAAGACCCUGGUUUGAUGCCUUGGUAGUAAUAUUUUA